AUGCCUCGAUACGACGAUUACGAUUACCGUCGCUCGACUGGAGCUCUCGACUCCGAACCCGACCGCUGGGACGCUGACCGUUUCUCUCGUGAGCGUCGCGACCGUCUACACUCUCGUGGCCCUCCCGUUCUCGACCGACCCCGUCGGGUGGACGACGACCGCUUCGAAUUCCGCCUGCACGAGACCGAGCGCUACGGUCCUCCUGCCCGCCGGCUGGACAGGGAGUACGAAGAUGACCAUCUCAUUCACCCAUCCGGACCGCUCGUCCACCGGCCGCGCGCCGACAGCCCCCCACCGCCUCCCCGCCCUCGCCUCCUCCGCCGCCAGUCGUCGCUAGACACCUUUGAUCGCAUUCCCUCGCGCAAGCUCGAUGAGUACUACUAUCGUGACCACGUGCCCCGGCGCCCGGUCAGCCCGCCUCCGCGACGGCGACGUUCCUUCCGCCGCUCGCGCGAGUCCGACUUCUACGAGGACAUCCGCAUCGCAGAUCCGGAUAUCUACGGCGAUGAGGAGUUUCGCCAUUUCCGCGAGCGCGCUCAGGUCCCGCGCGCCCGGCCCCGCCGUCCCAGUCAUGUCCGCGAGCGCAUUGUCGAGGAAGUCGAGAUCGAGAAGCCGUACCCCCGGAAGGGGAAGACCAGGAUGCCGCGCAAGCUCGUCCACACGCAUGCGAUUCGCGAAUUUGGGUAUCCCUUCGAGGAAGAGGGUGACAUGGUCAUUAUCCAGCUGGCGCUGUCGAAAGAGCAGAUUGAUGAGGUGAUCAGUCGCAGUCGCGAGAUCAGACGCCGCUCCGAAACACUGGUUAUAGAAAGCUCGCAUUCCCCGGUGCGGGCGGUGCCGCGCGAGCGAACCGUGGAACGAGUCGCUUUAGAGCCCUACACCCCCCGAUCCAGCCACAACAUGCUUAUCGUCGAGGCGUCGCCGUCGCGGCACUCGUCGCGCGCGAGACAUUACGAUUACGACCUGGAGGAGAAGCGCAUCAAGCGGACGGUGUCGCGGACUCGGUCGGUGUCGGUGCAUGGCCGGCCCCGUCGUCGGUCGUCGCCCGUCCGUAUGGUUACGCGCUUUGACCGUGACGAGUCCGACAAGAUUAGCGCCGGGCCCCUUGCUGUCGUGGUGCGUCCUCGAGACAGCGAGGAAGAUCUCGAGGAAUAUAUGCCGCUGGAGCAUCGUCGAAGCGGGGACUAUAUUCGGGACACCGAGAUCAUCCACGGCGACGGUGAUGUGGAGGAAGUGCUUGAGGUGAAGACAGAUCGCAGAGGCCCGAAUGCUCGCAUCCUUCGUGCUAUGAUGGCUACGUUGACUUGA
Molecule: messenger RNA, 1305 nt
Organism: Aspergillus terreus NIH2624
Lineage: Eukaryota; Fungi; Ascomycota; Eurotiomycetes; Eurotiales; Aspergillaceae
Exons: 4
Coding region: 1-1305 (434 amino acids)
Source: RefSeq, a predicted model, not a curated record